Molecule: messenger RNA, 2165 nt
Organism: Choloepus didactylus (southern two-toed sloth)
Lineage: Eukaryota; Metazoa; Chordata; Mammalia; Pilosa; Megalonychidae
Gene: EMID1
Product: EMI domain containing 1
Exons: 16
Coding region: 95-1483 (462 amino acids)
Molecular function (GO): protein binding
Source: RefSeq, a predicted model, not a curated record
CGGCUGGCGGCGCGGGCUGCGGGCCGGCGGGCGGGGACGGCAGGCUGGGGGCAGCGGCGGCGAGGGGGCCGCGGCGGAGGGCGUCGGGCGCAGCAUGGGCGGCCCGCGGGCCUGGGCGCUGCUCUGCCUCGGGCUCCUGCUCCCCGGGGACAGCGCCGCGUGGAGCGUCGGGGGAGCUCCGUUCUCCGGACGCAGAAACUGGUGCUCGUACGUGGUGACCCGCACCGUCUCGUGCCACGUGCAAAAUGGCACCUACCUCCAGCGGGUGCUGCAGAACUGCCCCUGGCCCAUGAGCUGCCCAGGGAAGAGCUACAGAACUGUGGUGAGACCCACGUACAAGGUGAUGUACAAGACGGUGACCGCCCGUGAGUGGAGGUGCUGCCCCGGGCACUCAGGGCUGACUUGCGAGGAAGUUGCAGGCUCCUCUGGCCUCAUGGAGCCCAGGUGGCCUGGCAGUGCCAUGAGGAGGAUGGCAUUCCAGCCCACGGCCUUCUCAGAUUGUCUCAAUUGCAGCAAAGUGUCAGAGCUGACGGAGCGGCUAAAGGUGCUGGAAGCCAAGGUGGCCGUGCUGACUGUCACGGAGCAGGCAGUGCCCCCGAGCCCCGCUGCCUCCGAAGAUCCCACCCCGCUCUGGGGCUCCCCAGCCACCCAGGGCAGCCCUGGAGAUGGGGGCCUCCAAGGGCUGCCAGGAGCCAGAGAGAGCGUGAGGGCCCCACUGCUCCCUCGAGGUGACCGAGUUGGUGCUUGGGGGCUACUGGGGCCCACCGGCCCCAAAGGAGAUGCCGGCAGCCAGGGCCCAACAGGGAUGAGAGGCCCCCCAGGUCCUCAGGGCCCCCCAGGGAGCCCUGGCCAGCCCGGAGCUGUGGGCAUCCCUGGAGAGAGGGGACCUCCAGGCCCACCAGGGCCCCCCGGCCCACCUGGUCCCCCAGCCCCCAUGGGGCCACCCCACGCCCGGAUCUCUGAGCAUGGGGACCCAUUACUGUCCAACACCUUCACCGAGACCAGCAGCCACUGGCCCCAGGGACUCACUGGGCCCCCAGGCCCCCCAGGGCCCAUGGGUCCCCCUGGGCCUCCUGGCCCCAUGGGCAUCCCUGGGAGUCCUGGACACAUGGGACCUCCAGGCCCCACUGGCCCCGAAGGACUCUCCGGUCGCCCAGGAGAGAAGGGCGAGCGAGGACUGCGUGGGGAACCUGGCCCCCAAGGCUCUGCUGGGCAGCAGGGAGAACCUGGCCCCAAAGGAGACCCUGGUGAGAAGAACCACUGGGCUCCUAGCUUACAGAGCUUCCUGCAGCAGCAGGCUCAGCUGGAGCUCCUGGCCAGACGGGUCAGCCUGCUGGAAGCCAUCAUCUGGCCAGAACCAGAGCUGGGGUCCGGGGCAGGCCCUGCUGGCACGGGCACCCCCAGCCUCCUGCGGGGCAAGAGGGGAGGACACACAGCCAACUACCGGAUCAUGGUCCCCAGGAGCCAGAAUGAGAAGGGCUGAGGGCAGCAUGGCCCUGGGGCUGGGCUGGGGCUCCCUUCCCAGUCAUGGCUGGCCAACCCCCUCCCAAGGACCCCCCAUCCGUAUUUAUUGAUGUCUUCAGGAUCCCUUCUGCCAUCUAGACCUUUGGGGUAGGCGAGUCUGUCCUGGCACCUGUAUGUCUGCUGCACGUGAGACUGAGCAGCACCUGGGGCCUGAGGAAGAGUGAGCAGCUCAUAGAGAGCUCUGCACCUCAGUUUCCCUCUGUAAAACGGGGUGCAGGGAGGAGGUACUGGGGACAAGGCUGUUUGGCUCCUUGUCAGCUGCCUGGGCAUCCAGGCCUGGAGGGACUUAAGGAGGUGGUAGUUUGGGCUCUGCCUGGUCUCCAAAACAUGCAGGGAUGGUGGGGGGCAGCUUGUUUCACAAUCCCCCCUGCCCCAAUCAAACCUCGGGGAGCCCAUUUGUACCCACUCCCCUUGUUUCUGGUGCUGGGUUCCUGACCCUGAGGUCAGACUGCCUGACUUCCGGCUGGUGGGUAUGGGGCUCCUUGCCUCAGAUCUGCUCCCUGAACCCCCAGCCCCUCCCCAGUGUGCCAGGCAGUGGAUGGGGCAUGGAGGGGGCGCGGCCACCCACCCUAACAGACGCUGUGACAGACGCUGGCAGGUAGAUGUGUACUGGCCAAUAAAGGCCCCUGCCUGAUUCCCCA